Molecule: messenger RNA, 1572 nt
Organism: Orycteropus afer afer
Lineage: Eukaryota; Metazoa; Chordata; Mammalia; Tubulidentata; Orycteropodidae
Gene: PDZK1
Product: PDZ domain containing 1
Exons: 8
Coding region: 1-1572 (523 amino acids)
Biological process (GO): protein localization to plasma membrane
Cellular component (GO): apical plasma membrane
Molecular function (GO): signaling receptor binding; protein-membrane adaptor activity
Source: RefSeq, a predicted model, not a curated record
AUGGCCUCCACCUUCAAUCCCCGAGAAUGUAAACUAUCCAAACAAGAAGGGCAAAGCUAUGGCUUCUUCCUGAGAAUUGAGAAGGACACCGAUGGCCACCUGGUCCGAGUGGUUGAGAAGGGUAGCCCAGCAGAGGAGGCUGGCCUCCAGGAUGGAGACAGAGUUCUUAGGAUCAAUGGUGUCUUUGUGGACAAGGAGGAACAUAUGCAGGUUGUGGAUCUGGUCAGAAAGAGUGGGAAUUCUGUGACUUUAUUAGUUCUAGAUGGGAAGUCCUAUGAGAGAGCCAUUAAAAAACAGGUAGACUUGAAGGAGUUGGGUCAAAAUCAGGAGCCAAGUUUAAGUGAUAAGGAGUUGCCCCUGGUGAGGAAUGAUGGAGCAGAGACUUGGACCCAGCCUCGACUGUGCUACCUGCUGAAGGAGGGGAACAGCUAUGGCUUCUCUCUGAAGACUGUCCAAGGUAAAAAGGGAGUAUACAUGACUAAUAUAACACCUCAAGGUGUGGCUAUGAAAGCUGGUGUCCUAGCUGAUGAUCGCUUGAUUGAAGUGAAUGGAGAGAAUGUAGAAAAUGCCAGCCAUGAGGAAGUGGUGGAAAAGGUGAAGAAGUCAGGGAGCCGUGUUAUGUUCUUGCUGGUAGACAAGGAAACUGACAAGCACUACAGGGAGCAGAAGAUACAGUUCAAGAGAGAAACAACCAGUUUAAAACUGCUACCCCACCAGCCUCGGGUUGUGGAGAUGAAGAAAGGCAGUGAUGGCUAUGGGUUCUACCUGAGGGAUGGCCCAACACAGAAAGGUCAAAUUAUCAAGGACAUAGAUUCUGGAAGCCCAGCAGAGGAGGCUGGCCUGAAGAACAAUGAUCUGGUAGUUGGUGUCAAUGGCGACUGUGUGGAAGCCCUCGAUCAUGACAGUGUGGUGGAAAAGAUCAGGAAGGGUGGAGAUAAAACAUCACUGUUGGUGGUAGACAAGGAGACAGACAGUAUGUAUAAACUGGCUCAUUUUUCUCCAUUUCUCUACUAUCAAAGUCAAGAAUUGCCCAAUGGUACUGUCAAGGAGGCUCCAGCAACUUCUCCUGCUCCUCUGGAGGUCACAAGCUCAGGCUGUUCAAAAGGGGAACAGCCUCCUACCGGGGAAGGAGAGCAGAAGCCCAAACUCUGCAGGCUGGUGAAAGGCGAAAACGGCUAUGGCUUUCACUUAAACGCAGUCUUGGAUCUGCCAGGCUCAUUCGUCAAAGAGGUACAAAAGGGCAGCCCUGCCGACCUGGCGGGGCUGGAAGAUGAAGAUGUCAUCAUCGAAGUGAAUGGGGUGAAUGUACAGGACGAGCCCCAUGAGAAGGUGGUGGACAGAAUCCAGAGCAGUGGGAAGGACGUUAUACUCUUAGUCUGUGGAAAGAAGGCUUAUGAUAACUUCCAGGCUAAGAAAACCCCUAUCGUUUCUUCCAUGGCUGACCCACUGGAUGCUCCCCCUGAUUCCAAAGAAGAAGCACUGGCAGAGUCAGAGCCUGACUCUCACACAGCAAGAGAACGAGCCCACAGUACAGCCUCCCAUUCUUCCAAUUCUGAGGAUACAGUGAUGUGA